ACCCAUCCACACAAUUUCCGAGCAGAUUUCAUUUUCGCUUGGCCAACUGCAAUGCAAUUUAAAUGCCGUACUGUUGGGCCCAAUAAGCAACCAUCCUCAGUGACCAUAAAAAGGAGCACAAAUCGUCCAGCUUCCAGUACACCAUUAGCAUUUGCCUUCCUGCUCUAUCUUGUGGAGGUUUGACCUGCUGUAAACGAAGACAGAUGGAGCCCAUGAACCGGGGAGAAGGGGACACGAGCUAUGCCCACAACUCUGAAACACCCAAACUCGUAUAAUAACUGCCAGAAUACGGAUUUGAGCUCUACCAGGUCUUGUGGAGGUUCGCCCUGCUGUAAGCCAAGACAGAUGGAGCCCAUGAACCAAGGAGAAGGGGACACGAGCUAUGCCCGCAACUCUAGUAUUCAGAAUGCUGAGCAGAACAGGAUGAAACCCAUGAUAGAAGCGGCCAUUAUUGACUUAUGCAGCAGUACCAGCACCUCGUUUCCCAGAAAUAUGGUAAUCGCAGACUUGGGUUGCUCCUCUGGCCCAAACGCGCUAGUGUUGGUAUCGACUGCCAUCGAGGCCAUCCAAAGUUAUUGCGUUCAAUUCCAAAGGCAACAACCUGAAGUGUGUAUUUUCCUCAAUGACCUUCCUAACAACGACUUCAACAUGGUGGUAAAGAGUUUGGCCAUGCUCCGGAAAAGUAAUGAGCCUAUUGUGGUGGCUAGUGUCACGCCAGGGUCAUUUUACGAGAGACUCUUCUCUACUGGCUCAUUGCAUCUUGUUUGCUCGUCCAGCAGCCUGCAUUGGCUCUCAAAGGCUCCAGAAGUACUAACGAGGAACCAUAUCCCAGCGUACAACAUUGACGAGCAUGCCAGGCGUGAAAUGCUUCCUAUGAUCCAUGAGGCUUAUGCACAACAAUUUAAGAAUGAUUUCACACAUUUCCUAAAGCUAAGAGCAAAAGAAUUCCUCCCAGGAGGCCGGAUGGUUAUUUCUAUUACUGGAAGGCAUUCUGAUGGAAUUGACUCCAAACUAUUUCACAUAUGGGAACCCAUAGGUCAUAUUCUAAGUGUUAUGGCCCUAGAGGGUGUGAUCAACAAAGCUAAGUAUGAUUCCUUCUACAUUCCGAUGUAUGGACCUUCUAAUGAAGAGCUUAGGGGGAUCAUCCAAGAAGAGGGCUCCUUUUCGAUCAAGGAGAUGGUAGUGCGCGACUUAACAAGUGAUGCGGAUUUUGCGCUCUUCACUCCAUAUAGGUACAUGUCCCAGAUGCGAGCGGUGUUUGAGCCAGUGAUUGUGAAACAUUUUGGAGAAGUGAUGGAAGAAUUCAUGAGGACCGCAGAGAGGCGAUGGAGCCUCGAUGGAAUCUUGAGAGAUCAACUUGAUAGGCUAGUAUGGCUAUCUGUAUCGCUCACCAAGGCAUGAUCAAGUAAUUAGCUACUUUGUCACGUAUGGCUGCUGCUUUCCACAAUUGAUGAAAUUUGAACCAUUUCUUCUUUAUGGCAACAAGUAAUGUAGGUGUACUGUAUUAUGUAACCUGCAGCUCUCAUGUGUAACUGAAUGUUUUCAUGGAAGCACAAGAAAUUUAUACUAGAUGAGACCCUGCUCGAUGCAGAGGGAUUUUUGUUUUUUAAA
Molecule: messenger RNA, 1611 nt
Organism: Lolium perenne
Lineage: Eukaryota; Viridiplantae; Streptophyta; Magnoliopsida; Poales; Poaceae
Product: probable methyltransferase TCM_000168
Molecular function (GO): methyltransferase activity
Source: RefSeq, a predicted model, not a curated record